UCCUAAGCACGCAGACACACGGAGAGGGAGAAACAGAGAGUGAGCGAGAGGCUGAGGGAGAGAGAGAGAUGCUGACAGGGAGAGAGAUGCACACAGAGAGAGAGAGAUCGGGAGGCAAAGAGAGAUCGACGGGAGAGAGAGAUGCCAAGAGUCAGAGAGAGACCAAGAGAUCGAGAGAGAGGUAGCCGGAGGGGGGAAGAGAACCGACGAGCCCAUGACCCAGGGGAGGCCGAUCCUCCAUGGAUGGACGCCGGUGACUCGAGUUCCGGCCGGUGCUACCGGUGGGUCGACUCCAGUAGAAACCAGGAGCUUGGACCUGUGAUCGUGAGACCCAUUGCCCAGACCGAACCGAGAGAGAGAUCCGGUGGCUUCCACUGGCGAUUUCUAGCAAGAUUUUUCGGUGGGUUCGACGGAAGGACGAAUUCCGGUGAAAUUUUCGGUAAAAGCUCGACUCCGAUGCUAACGGCUAGUUCAGAUAACACAGUAAGAUUGAGUCAUUUCUUUGUAAUGGCGUAGACCUCGCUAAAAGCAAUAGUUCAUUGUGGAUCGACCAAACCUUUACUUUGUAUAGUAUGUCUCUUAUUGAAAUUCAUGGCGUUGUAAAGAUUUAUUAUCAGACAGGAAUAAUAUAAUAAGAAGUUACAAUCCAUAUGUUGUAAAUGUACGCUUCCUUUUAAAUGGUUUUAGCACUCAAACUCACGUUUCCCCUUAUAUCCCAAAAUGGGGGUGUGAUAGCAUGUGAUGGAGGUUUCGUCAAGGAUUAACAGCGGAGCCUGACGAAAUACACUACAUUGCACGGUUUUGAUAAAUGCAUACACUCAAUUGAACGUUUUGCUACAUCGGUACCCUUAAUUGAAAAAGCGCGAUAGUUUGAUACCCUUUUGUGAAGUUUCCCCUAUUUUCUUUCUUU
Alnus glutinosa is the source of this 910-nucleotide messenger RNA. RefSeq lists its product as uncharacterized. The transcript is spliced from 3 exons. The record is from RefSeq and is a predicted model, not a curated record. Bases 142 to 516 code for a protein of 124 amino acids. NCBI's taxonomy places the organism in Eukaryota, Viridiplantae, Streptophyta, Magnoliopsida, Fagales, Betulaceae.